Molecule: messenger RNA, 1333 nt
Organism: Chondrus crispus (carragheen)
Lineage: Eukaryota; Rhodophyta; Florideophyceae; Gigartinales; Gigartinaceae
Exons: 2
Coding region: 1-1272 (423 amino acids)
Biological process (GO): NAD+ metabolic process; NADP+ biosynthetic process
Molecular function (GO): NAD+ kinase activity
Source: RefSeq, a predicted model, not a curated record
AUGCCAGAAGCAAAGUCUGCCAGAGGCCUCGUCCAAGUCACCUCCCACUAUCAGGACGGCAAGAGACAAGAGUCACUAGUGGACCGUAAACAUCUCGCAGAAGUCGACCGUAGGCCGAGAAGGCGGCGCGUCACCAUCGCAUGGGAUGACGCCCCCACGCUAGUUCUCAUCGCUGUCAACCCGGAAAACACCCGCUCCAUGGAGGCCCUCCCCAUCCUCAUCAAGUCUCUCCAGUCCGUCCGUGGUGUCGUCGUCGCCGUCGAGCAGAACAUUUGCGACAGGUGUGACAUCAACGUCCCCGUCGUCGUCCCGUUGCUGGCUCAUGCCGUCAACAGCCAGCCUGAAAAGCACAGGCUGCUCUCAACCAGCAUGGACAAUCUUUCCCUGACUGAUAGCUUCAAGUUUAACCCCUUGACCAAGUCCAAAGCCGCUCACGAGCCGUCGAGGGAAAUUGUCAGACCCGACGACGUCGACCUCGUCAUGACUUUGGGAGGCGACGGUCUAAUCCUCCAUGUUAUCCAAAACCUCUUCCCAAAGGCCGUCCCUCCUUUCAUGCCGUUCAAUCUCGGUAGCAUGGGGUUCUUGACCCCGUUUAACUUUUCGGACCAUCAGAAAGACGUCUCCUCAGUCCUAACCGGUCAGAAUAAUUCUGUCACCAUGCGCAUGCGCCUGAAAUGCGUCAUCGUUCGUCAGACCAUCGGUCCAAACCAUACCUGCUCGCCAACCAUUCACAACUUCGAAGACAACGCCCUCAACGAUGAAACCCGGGAAGCUUCUGUCACCGAAGAGCAUCAUGUCCUCAACGAGUUGGUCAUCGACAGAGGCCCAGCCCCUUACCUUAGCAACCUGGAAGUCCUUUGCGAUAACUGUCCCGUCACCCGGGUUCAGGCCGACGGCAUCAUCGUCGCGACCCCGACCGGCUCCACAGCAUAUUCUCUUUCUUCCGGGGGCAGCAUGGUGCACCCCAGCGUGCCUGCAAUCUUAUUUACUCCAAUUUGUCCUCAUUCCCUUUCGUUCAGACCAGUACUCUUCCCGGAUUAUGUCACUCUUGAAAUCAAGGUCCCACAAGACUCGCGAGCUUCGGCAUGGGUUAGUUUCGACGGGAGGCAUCGCAUGGAGCUCAUGAAGGGCGACAAAGUCGUCGUCACCGUUUCACCAUGGUCGGUGCCCACUUUCAGCCGUGCGGACACUACCAACGACUGGUUCAAGAGCGUCAGCCAUUGUUUAAGAUGGAAUGAACGCGUGGUCCAAGGUCAGCAAUACUCAAACUAGAAAUCGUAAAUAAUACCAACCAGAUGAAACCCGAACCCUUGACUUCUGGCUACCAUACGUA